This is a messenger RNA of Chaetomium fimeti, 1176 nucleotides long. RefSeq lists its product as uncharacterized. The record is from RefSeq and is a predicted model, not a curated record. Bases 308 to 1132 code for a protein of 274 amino acids. The transcript is spliced from 2 exons. Lineage: Eukaryota; Fungi; Ascomycota; Sordariomycetes; Sordariales; Chaetomiaceae.
CAAGUCGGCCGCAACGCCCCGUUGUCGGGUCGUCGGUACCGCAUGGUACAUACUCGUUCGGCGAGUGUGGUGCGAGCAAUCAGGGCACGGUGCGGAAUCCGACCCUGGUCCGCAAUGCUGAGCGCCCAAACUUUGGGUUGCAAUGUUGCAAUGGGCGCUCGCUGCUCGCUGCCCCGCUGUUCCUGCUCCCUGCCCACCACGCGCACUCAUGCAUGGCACCUCUCCCAGCGCUCUGUCUGUGGGAUGAACACCCUUCCCACUUGCACUUGCCUCCAUGAGGUUGGAUGGCGACGGCUGAAGCGGCCCAAUGCACCCCCCUCCCUCCGUCCGGCUUCGCCAGGGUGUUGGUGCUCAGGUGCAUCUGGAUAUCUCGUCUCCGUAUCUAGUGGUCCACUGCGUACCGCUCAUCACCUCAUCACCACGGCUCGGGGGUUUUGGGGGGGGGGGGCGAAAGGCAGAGAGGCCCGGGGCGCUGGAUGAAGCUGGGAGGUUGUGCUGGUCGCCCCUGCCCGUUUGUUUCUGGCGUUGCAUGUCUUUCUUCGAGCGAGUUUCGGCUUGGCAUUUAUGGGAUUGGCGAACUUUCCCUGGACGCCACCCAUGCGGCGGAAUCGCUGCAAUCGCGCUGGGCGAUAAAAUCAAAUCUCCGCAACCCUCGUUCGGGGCCACCCAUCCCCCGUCAAAAGAAAUGGGACGGCUGCCGAGCGGAACAGAAGCACAGAAGCAAAAGAGGAACGUUCUUCUGGCCCCGCCUGCAUGGCACGACCGAGGAAGGCUAGUGUUCGUUACCUCGCCUGAGUAUCAAACCAGCCUCCUCUCGUCCAGAAUCCAUUGUCAGCCCGGUAGUUAUCUGUCACCGCCCGUCCCACGCUUCCUGUCUGUCUGUCGCCUCCAAGCAAACGAACUUGAACCAGAAGCGCGCGAGACGUUGCAGCGAGGCGAGAAAAGAAAGGAAAAAAGUCCCAGAAUCCAACGCGAACUGUGUGGAAGCCACUUCUUCAAGCCCGCCCAUUCGUCGGCGACCCAAGCAACCGGCGUCAGAGCAAAAGCCGCUUUCCUCGAAGGAGUUGUAGCAGAGAGGAACCCCCCGGACCGAGUGGGGAGUGUGGAGACCCACCCGUUUGCGCGUUUCUGAUUGUUCAGCGGCACCCCUGACUCUCUCCACCAUCCUGGUUCCGC